Saprolegnia diclina VS20 is the source of this 387-nucleotide messenger RNA. RefSeq lists its product as hypothetical. The record is from RefSeq and is a predicted model, not a curated record. Lineage: Eukaryota; Oomycota; Saprolegniomycetes; Saprolegniales; Saprolegniaceae. The transcript is spliced from 4 exons. The coding region runs from base 1 to 387 and encodes 128 amino acids.
AUGCGCUUGCUGCUGGUGCUUGCGAUCGUCGAGCGCGCGCUCGGUAGCUGCGCGUACGCCGACUUGUCGUUGGCGGCGAACGCGUCCAUUUUGGUCGCCGAUGCCUCAUGCACGACGGUGCCAGUCUGCGGCGUCCGACCCAACUGCAAGGUCUACGACUCGUUCUCGUCCGAUUGGAGCAGCUACGUGCGGUUUGACGCGAUUGGCGAUCUCAGCGGCUACACUCAACCCAACCUCACGGUUGCCAACUGGUCGACUCUCACGCUCGUCAAGAUGAAGCUGCCACCGACGCUCACAAAAUUGACACUCUCAAACAUUUCAAAAGUCGACCUCAGCGCCAUUCAAGCAACACAGUGGAGCGCGCUCACGGACCUGUACUACGUUUGA